Daldinia childiae is the source of this 1386-nucleotide messenger RNA. RefSeq lists its product as uncharacterized. The record is from RefSeq and is a predicted model, not a curated record. Lineage: Eukaryota; Fungi; Ascomycota; Sordariomycetes; Xylariales; Hypoxylaceae. Bases 1 to 1386 code for a protein of 461 amino acids. The transcript has 3 exons.
AUGGCGCGCUUGCGUCGCCUUCGCUGGCCGAUUCUAGCCAUCGUCUUUAUAGUGACUGUCUUAUCAUUCUUCGGCAACGUUAGGCGAACCUUCGAGAUUCCUAUCGAGCAAUCAUUCGGGGAGCCCAUCGAGGAGUCGCUUCGAGAACCCGUCGAGCAACCAACCGACCCGAUACCUUCGCCGCCUGAUGACGAAUCUUGGACGUUUGAUGUGAAAAGGGAUAGUCUUAAUUAUGGGCUUUCCGACAGCAAAUGCGAGAAUGCAUUCCCUGAUCUAUACCAAGAACUCGACCGCGCCCGAGAUUUUCUUCUAGAGCAAAAUAAACGAGUCAAGGAGUCUGACGUCCAGAUCGACGCAAAGAAAGAUUAUACCGGUCUCUCGCACGGCGAAUUCCACGUUAUGAUUUCGAAUGGCGAACUAUACGUAAUAAAGGAGAAGAAAGGCGAACCGGAUCGCUCCCGCGGCCUCGCAGCUCUCGCAAACAUGUAUCGCGCUAUAACUGCUAUCCCUGAUCCUCGGUCACUUCCGAAUGUCGAAUUCAUCAUCGAUAUUGAAGACAGAGCAACCAGAGGGGAAAAGAAUGAGGAGCGUAUCAGAUGGACCUGGGCGCGCGAAGAAGAUAAUGAGUGGUUAUGGGUUAUGCCCGACUUCGACGGAUGGAGCUAUCCCGACGAUGGUGUAGGGUCCUACGUGCAGUUCCGCGAGGAUGCGACGGAGCUGGAAGCUCAAUAUGCCAACGGCUGGGAUGAUAAAGAGGACAAAUUAUGCUGGCGUGGGAGUCUGGCUGUGAAUCGUAAGCUACGAACCGCCUUGGUAGAGGCUUCGAAAGGUUACGAUUGGAACGAUGUCGAACCUAUCGAUUGGCAUAACCGCUCGAAUAUCAUGGCUAUGAAAGAGUUUUGUCGUUUUAAAUAUGUUGCCCACACCGAAGGUAAUUCGUGGAGUGGACGACUGCGAUAUCUACAGAAUUGCGAAAGCGUCCCGAUAAUUCAUCAACUAAAUUACAUCUUCCACUACCAGCCUCUUUUGAAAGACAGCGGGCCUCGUCAGAAUUAUGUCAAAGUAAAACGUGAUUGGUCGGACUUGAAAGCGCAGAUGGAUGGACUCAUGGCGGAUCCCGAUCGAGCACGACGGAUCGCGAAAGAGUCUGCGAAAGUAUUCCGAGAUCGCUAUCUCACACCGGCUGCCGAGGCUUGCUAUUGGCGGCGGAUGAUUCGCAACUGGCGCGCCGUGAUGGAUUUCGAGCCGCGGCGGUACGAAACUAACGAUGAUGGCGUGAAGGUCAGAAGAGGCGUGAGUUGGGAACGGUUUGCCUUUAGGCAGAACAAGAGCUUCGAGCAUGGAUUCUGGGAAUCUGACAACGGCGAUACGAACGGAGCCGAGUGA